AUGGCCGAGGAGGAGGAUUUCUCUUCCUUGCCAUUGACGGAUCGGUUCUCGCACAAGAACUGGAAAGCCCGCAAGAAUGGAUAUGAGGAUGCGAAACAACAAUUCGAGAAAUCGCCUGAUGAAUCGGACCCUGUUUUCACGCCGUUCAUACAAGAUCCUGGCUUGUGGAAAGGGGCAGUGGCAGACUCCAAUGUUGCAGCUCAACAAGAAGGUCUUGGGUCUUAUUGCGCAUUCCUGAAGUUCGGUGGUGUUCAGGCUUGUACAAGGACCCGGGCAACUACCGUCUUCCCAAUAUGCGAAAAGGGUCUCCCUUCCACACGACCCGCUGCGAAAACGAAUGCGAUCGAAGCCCUCUUAUUAUGCGUUGAGCUGGAUAAAUCCGACCCCGUCAUCGAAGAAAUUCUCCCCGCUCUGUCACACAAAGUUCCCAAGGUUAUUGCCGCUGCGCUGGCAGGACUGAGGGCCAUCUAUCACAACUUCGGUUGCAAGAUUGUCGACCCCAAGCCUGUCUUGAAGGCCCUGCCAAAGGUCUUUGGUCAUGCCGAUAAGAACGUCCGUGCGGAAGCGCAAAACCUCACCGUGGAACUUUACCGCUGGCUGAAGGAAGCCAUCAAACCGCUUUUCUGGAAUGAACUCAAACCCGUACAACAGCAGGACCUGGAGAAGCUGUUCGAAAAUGUCAAGCAAGAGCCGGCGCCCAAGCAAGAGCGGCUCACGAGGGCACAGCAAGAUGCCAUGGCCGCAGCCAGCGCUGCGCCAGAAGGUGGUGACGAUGAGUACGAAGGAGGCGAGGAAUACCCGGCAGAGGAGGAUGAAGGUGAAGUCGAUGCUUUCGACCUGGCCGAGCCCGUUGAUGUCUUCUCCAAGAUCCCCGGUAACUUUCAGGAGCAGCUUUCUUCUUCCAAGUGGAAGGAUAGGAAAGAGGCCUUGGACGCUCUGCAUACUGUGUUGAAUGUUCCCCGGAUCAAAGAUGGACCUUUCGAUGACGUUGUUCGUAUGCUGGCUAAAUCCAUGAAGGACGCAAAUAUUGCCGUGGUAACCGUUGCCGCCAACUGUAUUGAACUUCUUGCCAAGGGCGUUCGCAGUGGAUUCGUCAAGUAUCGGCCUACUGUCAUGUCACCUAUGCUGGAGCGUUUGAAGGAGAAGAAGCAGAGUGUGGCGGAUGCCCUGGGUCAAGCUUUGGACGCGGUCUUCAUCGCGACUAGUUUGUCAGAGUGCCUGGAGGAGAUUCUCGAAUUCCUCAAGCACAAAAACCCCCAAGUCAAGCAAGAGACACUCAAGUUUUUGAUCCGUUGUCUACGUACUACCAGGGACGUUCCGGCGAAACCGGAAGUCAAGUCGAUAGCCGAAGCGGGCACGAAACUUCUUACUGAGUCCACUGAGGUCAACCGUGCCGGAGGAGCUGAAGUUCUCGGUACUUUGAUGAAGAUCAUGGGCGAGCGGGCGAUGAACCCCUUUCUGGACGGACUCGAUGACAUCAGGAAGACGAAAAUUAAGGAAUUCUUCGAAACGGCCGAGGUCAAGGCGAAAGAUAGACCUAAGCCUAUCGUGGCACCGCCAAAGCCUGCCCCUGGAAAGAAGGUCGUCGCAAAGAAGCCGGCGUUGGGAGCUAAGAAGCCUGCUGCUGCCGCGCCUCCUGUUGAGGAACCAGUAGCUGCUCCUUCACCCAAACCCGCAAGGUCCAUUCCUUCUAAGCUUGGAGGGCCCGCCAAACCUGGUGGUCUUCCGGCCCCUGGCGGCCUCAAGAAGAGGCUCGGUGGCCCGGGAGGAAUUGCCUCUCCGCAGCGGCGGGUUGUCUCCCCUCCAACGGAGGAGCAGCCGCCCGCACCAGCACCUCCCAAAUAUGGUCUGGGAAGAGGACUUGCAGGCCGUCCGAUUGCGAAGCCAGCGACUCCCAGCGAGCCUGCGCCCGCUCCUGCAGCUCCUCAAUUUAGCGGAAUCUCGGCCCUGGAACGAGCUGAGUUGGAUGAGCUACGUGCAGAGAAGGAGCGGUUCAUGCGUAUGGUUGAGGACCUGAGGUCUGAGAGAACCAAGCUGAACUCGCAAGUGAUGGAGCUUCAAGACCAAAAUGCGCAGCUCAUUGAGGAUCACACAAGGGAUGUCCUGAGUAUCAAGGCUAAGGAAACCCAACUGGUUCGCGCACGAAGUGAUGCAGAGUCUGCGGAGCAGACUGUGCAAAAGCAGCAGCGGGAAAUCGAGCGCUUGAAGCGUGAGCUCGCAAGAGCUCUUCGCGCUAGUGCCAUCAGCCCUCCCAAUACCCUACCGGAGAAUAUUGGUAUGCCUAUGUCCGAAUCCGGCUCCUUAUACCAGGAAGAUGGCCGUGCACCGAUCUCACGGGCUGGUCUCAUGGGCUCACGAUUUGAGAGCUCACGGCCGCGCUCCUAUGCAUCGGCUAGCCCAAGUGAAGAGAAGGAGAACAAUGGCCUGGAAAACUCAGGGCUCAGCAGUAGAGAGGGAGGACUUGGUCGGCGCAAGCUCAGUCCUAGCUUCGGUACCGGCUACUCUGGCUUGGGAAGUCCGACUCGGUCGUCCGGACUGGGCUCGGGCAGUGCUUCUGGCGAAGAACAACCCGCCAGAAGUGCCGAGCCAGCUGAGAGCUGGAAGAGAGCUGCGGAAGUUACCAGCCAACUCAAGGCAAGAAUCGAACAGAUGAAGACAACCGGAUCUUCCUGUAUCAUGUUUACAUUCGAUGCUGUAUUGUACGCGUCACGAUUUGCUUGCUCAAUCGGUAUGGUUGGCUUGCAAUCCGCAGUUAAUAUUGUGGGGCCGGGUCAAAGGGCUAGAUCACAGCCUAGAGAAAAUUUUUAA
Messenger RNA from Aspergillus niger, 2808 nucleotides. RefSeq lists its product as uncharacterized. Gene Ontology annotation, biological process: establishment or maintenance of microtubule cytoskeleton polarity; microtubule polymerization; mitotic spindle organization. Lineage: Eukaryota; Fungi; Ascomycota; Eurotiomycetes; Eurotiales; Aspergillaceae. Gene Ontology annotation, cellular component: microtubule plus-end; spindle pole body; spindle pole. Gene Ontology annotation, molecular function: microtubule plus end polymerase activity; microtubule plus-end binding. The transcript is spliced from 4 exons. The record is from RefSeq and is a predicted model, not a curated record. Bases 1 to 2808 code for a protein of 935 amino acids.